Messenger RNA from Sesamum indicum (sesame), 1581 nucleotides. RefSeq lists its product as uncharacterized. Gene Ontology annotation, molecular function: RNA-DNA hybrid ribonuclease activity; nucleic acid binding. The record is from RefSeq and is a predicted model, not a curated record. NCBI's taxonomy places the organism in Eukaryota, Viridiplantae, Streptophyta, Magnoliopsida, Lamiales, Pedaliaceae.
AUGGGCUUGGAUGAUGCAAAAUUAGAACCGGUGAGAAAACCGUUAGUUGGCUUUGGAGGCACUGAGAUAGAACCAUUAGGAACCAUUGACUUGCCAGUUUCAAUGGGUGACGAGCCAAAAAGAAAGACAUUGAUGGUUAAGUUCCUGAUAGUGGAUAGUCCAUUCGCGUGCCAUGUAUCAGCGAUUGGUUUAUGUAGACGAUAUGCUAGUGAAGAGCUCGAGCUUGCCAGAUCACAUGGUUCACCUCGAACAAACCUUUGCAAUACUCAAAAAAUUCAGGAUGAAGCUCAACCCAGCAAAAUGUACCUUUGGAGUGUCAGGGAAAAGUUUCUGGGGUACAUGGUCAGCGAAAGAGGCAUUGAAGCAAAUCCAGAAAAGAUAGAGGCCAUUCUGAAGUUAAAGUCACCAACUACUGUCAAAGAAGUUCAAAAACUUACAGGUAAACUUGCAUCCCUUAACCGUUUCAUCAAAUCUUCAGAUAGAAAUCUUCCCUUUUUCAAAGUGUUAAGAAAGGCCAAGGAAUUUGAAUGGACGGAGGAGUGUGAGCAGGAGUUUCAGGAUUUGAAAAUCUACCUUCGCUCGCCCCCGUUACUUGCAAACCUGAAGGGGAAUGAGAUGUUGCAUUUGUAUUUGGCCGUCUCUAAAAAUGCGGCCAGUUCAGAGUUGAUAAGGGAAGAGGAAGGGGUGCAAAAUCUAGUUUACUACGUAAGUGAAAUGCUGCAGGGAGCUGAGAAAAGGUAUGCUGAAAUCGAAAAGUUAGCACUGGAAUUAGUGGUAACAGCUUGCAAGUUGCGACCUUACUUUCAGGCUCAUCGCAUAAUCGUAUUGACUAAUCAUCCAUUGCGUAAUGUACUGGCGCGACCUGAUGCUUCGGGGAGACAAGUGAAAUGGGCAGUUGAACUGGGGGAAUACGAUAUAGAGUAUCAAGCCCGGACAACCCUGAAAGGGCAGAUAUUAGCAUAUUUCGUGAUCGAGCUCGGAGGAAACCCUAGGGUUAGUAAAAAAUCGGGAAAAUGGAUGUUGCAUGUAGAUGGAUCUUCUAAUGUUGGCAAUGGGGGAGUUGGAAUAUUAAUUCAAGGUCCUGAUAAUGUUGGAAUUGAGAUCGCAGCACGACUAUCUUUUCCGACCACGAAUAAUGAAGCAGAGUACGAAGCUCUAAUUAUGGGGUUAGAGCUAGCAUUUGAAGCAGGUGCCAGGGAUUUAGAAGUAUACACAAAUUCUCAACUUGUAGCUUUGCAGAUUGAGGGGACUUAUGAAACUAAAGAAAAGAACAUGAUACUGUAUCACAAGAAAGCUAAAUCCUUAAUGUCUAAGUUUGAUAGAUGUCAAGUACAUCAGAUUACGAGAUGUGAGAAUGAUAAGCCGGAUUCUUUAUCGAAAUUUAGAGCUACCUUGUCUGGUGUUCGAGAUCGCAAGGUAACAGUAAUGAUCCAAGAUAGAUCUGUGAUCACUAAGGAGAUAGAGGUGAAUGCUGUUGAUGAAACACCAUCUUGGAAAGAUGAGAUCAUUCAAUACUUAAGAGAUGGUGUUCUACCAGAUGAUCCCAUACAUGCGCGCAGACUUAAAAUGAAUGCGGCUUAG